CAAAGAUAAGUAAAUUAUCUUAUGAAUAAUUUUUAAACCAUAUUUAAACAGAGUAUUUAGAAAAAUAGAAGAGUGGUUAUAAUAAACAACUAAAAGAGAGUAAUUAAAAGAGAAUAACUUACAUAUUUAAGAACAGAUGAAUAGUUCCAGCACUACAAUUCUUGCAGGUUGCAGAACUGUAGAACCAAGCUGCAAGAAGGAAGGAAGAAGACAAGCCGGAAACCGAAACCGGUCGAAGUAGAGCGGGAUAAAGAACUAGAAAGAGCGUCCAUAUUGUUUUUAAAUUGUAUAAUAAAUUUAAAUAACUUCUAAUAUUUUGUGAAAGGUUUUCAGCCUCUUCGCGGGGCUUAAUUUUAUUGUAGUGCUAAAGAGGUACCUCAUCAAGAUGUCUCGAUAUUCAGACUGUAAAGUAUAUGUUGGAGAUUUAGGAAAUAGUGCCUCUAAACAGGAAAUCGAAGAUGCUUUUAAAUAUUAUGGACCGCUACGAAACGUUUGGGUAGCCAGGAAUCCACCCGGCUUUGCUUUUGUAGAGUUCGAAGACGCCAGAGACGCAGAAGAUGCUAUUCGAGGAUUAGAUGGUCAUAGAAUCGGCAGUCACAGAGUGCGAGUAGAAAAAUAUGGCCGGACGAUAUGUGGGCGAAGAGCUAGAGUCGAGAUGUCCAAUGGGAAGAGCGGUAAUGGACGUUACCGCGGCCCCCCUCCCCGAUCUCGUGGAAAACCAUUUCACCCGGAUGACAGGUGCUAUGAUUGCGGAGAUAGAGGACACUAUGCUAGAGACUGCAACAGAUACAGAUCGUCGAGGAGGCAUAGAUCCAGAUCUCGUUCUAGAAGCCGUUCCAGAGACCGUCGUUCGAGAAGCAGGAGCAACACCCGUUCCAGGAGCCGCUCCAGGAACCGUUCCAGAUCCGAUUCUAGGAAGAGAAGCCACAGUCGCUCGCGCAGCAACGAAAAACGCUCAAGAUCUAGAUCAGCUCGCUCUAGAUCUAGAUCGCAUAGCAGAUCUGUCAAAGAAAACGGCAACGCGAAAGAUUAGUGUAACAAAAGGGGAUUUCGAACAUCCCCGAAAUUCUACUGAAUGUUUCUCAAUGUCGUAGACAUCCUCCGCAAGAUUUCGAUGAGGACGGUGUUUGGAUUUGUUCCACUUCUGUUUGAUUAACAGAUAUGGUUGUUAAUAUACGUUUUGCGCACCUGUUGUUGGAUGUUAUAUGUAACAAAAAUCGUCCUCAGUGUUCCUAAAUUCUUGAUAGACUGGACAUCAAUAACAAGCCAAGUGGCACAUAGUCAAACUUUUAUUUUGGAGAAAAAUUUUAAUUUAUUCAAUUUAAAUUCACUUUAAAGUCCCAUCUUCCCAGAUAGCCAGUGUUUUGACAUGAAAUAUUGACAUAAAAACCUUAAACUGAUUCUUCUUCGCUGAUAUAUUUACCAAAGAAUAUAGACGUUAAUAGAAGGCUACUGCCCUGUAACGUUUCAGCAUAGGAUUUUGUGUUCCUACUGAGUAGGUGCAUGUGGCCUGACAACGACUACAGUAUUUUCAAGAGACAACUAAAUGUGACCAUCUGUUCCAUUCAAACUUUUCUUCUAGGAGAGUAUAUUAUAUUCUUUGUAUUUAUUUCCAAUGUAAAUAUCAAUUUGUGGUUACUACAUUGUAACCUAUUUUUAAUUGCUGAUUAUACCUAUUAAACUGACGUCACAAUGUUUUGCACUAGCACCAAAUCAAUUUCGAAGUAUUGUUGGUCCUUCCAGCAACAAAAUAUGAUUGUUUUGUGUGUCUCUAGAUGACUAUUUGUGUGUUUUUGUUAAUCCUUAUAUAAUAGGACGAUCACGCUUCUUAAUCUAGUGGAUGUCGGCUCCAUAUAUUCCUAGCUAGUCUAAAUAGAAUGUUCGUCAACAGGUUCAACGUAUUUUUAAUGUUCUAUGAAAAUACAUGACAUCGCGCUGAGUUCAGUUUCGACUCAGCAUACUUUUUAAGUCAAUUUCUUCUAUUUUGUGGCAAUUUGUUAUUGAUGUCCAGUUUUUAUAUAUUUGACUCACCAUGAAAGGCAUCAGCCAUUGACAUUAUGACUUUGAUUCACCUAAUGCGCAGUAAAAGAAUACAGUAGAUCGUAUGUUGUUGUUUUCAGUACAAUUUGAAUACUCUUGAUGGAAUCUCAAAAUAACUUACUCUAUGAAGUAACGAUGAUGAAUUUUAUCUGUAGAUAUUCUCAAAUUGACUCACAUACUUGUGGUGACUUUCAAACAAAUUCGUAACACCGUAACAUAUUAGAUCUACAUCAGCUAAAUAUUGGAAAUGGGAAAAAUAGUUUUGUCACUUGUAUUACUGUAGUAAAAGUCAUCUAAAGUGUAAAGCAAAUGUCAACGCAUGUAGUAAUAUUCUGUUUUGUGGUUUUUGUGUUAUAACCGUUAAAAUGUGCUCACGUUGCCGUUUCUCACGGCAAAAAGCCGUUUCUCACGUUGCGUUGUCCAGUAUUUAGUUCAAGUAUAGGUUUGAAUUUUUAUGAAUUGAAGCUUUUUAUCCUACAAAUCAUGUCACGCCAAAGCCGCCAUCUGUUGGCUAGUUUUUGUACUUGUAAUAACAUCUCACAUAUCUUAACACUAGUUUAAACAUGAGAAAUGUAACGUUUUUCUCAAGUAUUGCUAAAAAUCUUCAAAAUUGGCCAUUUUUGAUAAUGAUUUGAUAGGAUAAUACGUCAACAAUUAUGAGCAGUCUAAAAAUUCAUAAGUGAUCUUAAUUUCAAGGUUGUUGAGUAUCUGUGAAUUGUAAAAAAGGGAAAUUUUGAUUGCAUUGGAAAAAUGGAUAAAGUAAGCUCUGAUGGAAAAAUCUCAAUAUUAUUGCCAAGUGGUGUCAAUGUCAGAAACACUUGGUUUCUGACAUUGAUUAGAGCCUCCUCGAAACUAAUCAAUAUAUCGACUCUAGUUCCAGUAAUUUAUUCUUUUAUGGGCAAAGGCUGCAAAACAUUCAUUUUUUUUUUGUUUCAACUUUCAUAAAAAAUAUUGAUAUUGUCUAUUUGUGAUUACCCACUCUCUAUAAUCCCAUCGAAAGAAGGUAUCUUUUUCUUAACACAUUGCGUGCCACGUCGCUCAUAUAUGAGAGACACAGAUAUUUUGCCAGGGGCCACGUCGCAUUUUGAUAUACGCGUAUGUGUAUACUUUAUGACCGUGGAUAUCAAUGGCCCCUGAGACUAUUCUCCCGAGUAAAGCGUGGCACGCAAUGUUUUAAAUCAUGAAAGGAUUCCUUUUGAUUUUUUACAUGUGCUUCAGGACGGCUCUUCCAAUCGGUUAUUGGUAUUAAUACCAGUAACUGCAUAAACACUUCUUCAAAAGCGUAGAUUCUGUUUCUUGAAUGGCUUAAAUUCAAUCAGCCUUCAAUAAUUUCUUCAAUUUGGAAACAUCACUUCUAAUAAAAUUAAUGAGGUUUAAUGUACAACAUGUAAUCGAUGGUGUCAUUUAUUAUACUUCCAAACCUGUUUACUUGUGAGAUUUUUAUCAGUUAUAUAGAAGAUGAUAUAUGUUACACUUCAAAAACAAAUUUUUGUUUGAUAAGAACCUUAAUUUCACAGUAAAUAAUUGAUAAAAGCCUUAAUUUUUACCAAAGUUAUCAUCGCGCAGAUAAUCAUAUCCCAUUUUGUGAAUUUCCUCAUAAAGCGCACAUGUGUUAUCGUUGCUAACGCAUUACUGACUAGCUACAUAUCGCGCAGACUCCUUCAGGCUGUGUUGCCAACUUGUGUGUUUCAACAAUCAAAUGGGCAAGUGCCACUUGCUCAUGUGACUGUGACUUGUGACCAUACCAUAAUUAGUGAGGUAUUAAGACCCAGAACAUGUGAAUUUUUAGAUAAUAAAUCCGAUAUAAUUGAUGUAUCAUAAGGCAAUGUCUGAUAAAAGCGUUUUUUAACUUCGUUGUUCUUAAAACAUUACUUAUGUGGUGUAUUGAAUCUGACUGUGUAGGAAUAAAAUUAUACAAAAGAUACAUAGAUGUAUAAUGUUAUGUAAUUUGUGUUUCUUCAUGCUUAGUUGAUUCUUAUUGAUUCAUUGCAGAAACUUUCAGUAGAACUUAUUUCGUAAGUAAUUAUAUAACCACAUUUUUCUAUUGUUUAGCACUCUGUAGAGUUUAAAUAUAACUUAAUUUAAUUUAUGUCUGCUUAUAAUACGUAAUACAUUGGUGUUGUAUAAA
This is a messenger RNA of Diabrotica virgifera virgifera (western corn rootworm), 4168 nucleotides long. RefSeq names its product serine/arginine-rich splicing factor 7. The coding region runs from base 386 to 1033 and encodes 215 amino acids. Gene Ontology annotation, cellular component: nuclear speck. The transcript is spliced from 6 exons. Lineage: Eukaryota; Metazoa; Arthropoda; Insecta; Coleoptera; Chrysomelidae. Gene Ontology annotation, molecular function: RNA binding; zinc ion binding. Gene Ontology annotation, biological process: mRNA splicing, via spliceosome. The record is from RefSeq and is a predicted model, not a curated record.